Molecule: messenger RNA, 2448 nt
Organism: Closterium sp. Naga37s-1
Lineage: Eukaryota; Viridiplantae; Streptophyta; Zygnematophyceae; Desmidiales; Closteriaceae
Source: the annotation of a GenBank genome assembly
AUGAGGCGCGGACCCCCCAUGCUUCCCCUCCUUUCCCCCCAUGCUCACCCCUCCUUUCCCCCCUUGCUCACCCCUCCUUUCCCCCCUUGCUCACCCCUCCUUUCCCCCCUUGCUCACCCCUCCUUUCCCCCCUUGCUCACCCCUCCUUUCCCCCCUUGCUCACCCCUCCUUUCCCCCCUUGCUCACCCCUCCUUUCCCCCCUUGCUCACCCCUCCUUUCCCCCUUGCUCACCCCUCCUUUCCCCCCUUGCUCACCCCUCCUUUCCCCCCUUGCUCACCCCUCCUUUCCCCCCUUGCUCACCCCUCCUUUCCCCCCUUGCUCACCCCUCCUUUCCCCCCUUGCUCACCCCUCCUUCCCCCCUUGCUCACCCCUCCUUUCCCCCUUGCUCACCCCUCCUUUCCCCCCUUGCUCACCCCUCCUUUCCCCCUUGCUCACCCCUCCUUUCCCCCCUUGCUCACCCUCCCCUCCUUUCCCCCCUUGCUCACCCCUCCUUUCCCCCCUUGCUCACCCCUCCUUUCCCCCCUUGCUCACCCCUCCUUUCCCCCUUGCUCACCCCUCCUUUCCCCCCUUGCUCACCCCUCCUUUCCCCCUUGCUCACCCCUCCUUUCCCCCCUUGCUCACCCCUCCUUUCCCCCCUUGCUCACCCCUCCUUUCCCCCUUGCUCACCCCUCCUUUCCCCCCCUUGCUCACCCCUCCUUUCCCCCCUUGCUCACCCCUCCUUUCCCCCUUGCUCACCCCUCCUUUCCCCCCUUGCUCACCCCUCCUUUCCCCCCUUGCUCACCCCUCCUUUCCCCCCUUGCUCACCCCUCCUUUCCCCCUUGCUCACCCCUCCUUUCCCCCCUUGGCCACCCUCCUUUCCCACCCCUCCUUUCCCCCCUUGCUCACCCCUCCUUUCCCCCCUUGCUCACCCCUCCUUUCCCCCCUUGCUCACCCCUCCUUUCCCCCCUUGCUCACCCCUCCUUUCCCCCCUUGCUCACCCCUCCUUUCCCCCCUUGCUCACCCCUCCUUUCCCCCCUUGCUCACCCCUCCUUUCCCCCCUUGCUCACCCCUCCUUUCCCCCCUUGCUCACCCCUCCUUUCCCCCCUUGCUCACCCCUCCUUUCCCCCCUUGCUCACCCCUCCUUUCCCCCCUUGCUCACCCCUCCUUUCCCCCCUUGCUCACCCCUCCUUUCCCCCCUUGCUCACCCCUCCUUUCCCCCCUUGCUCACCCCUCCUUUCCCCCCUUGCUCACCCCUCCUUUCCCCCCUUGCUCACCCUCCUUUCCCCCCUUGCUCACCCUCCUUUCCCCCCUUGCUCACCCCUCCUUUCCCCCCUUGCUCACCCCUCCUUUCCCCCCUUGCUCACCCCUCCUUUCCCCCCUUGCUCACCCCUCCUUUCCCCCCUUGCUCACCCCUCCUUUCCCCCCUUGCUCACCCCUCCUUUCCCCCCUUGCUCACCCCUCCUUUCCCCCCUUGCUCACCCCUCCUUUCCCCCCUUGCUCACCCCUCCUUUCCCCCCUUGCUCACCCCUCCUUUCCCCCCUUGCUCACCCCUCCUUUCCCCCCUUGCUCACCCCUCCUUUCCCCCCUUGCUCACCCCUCCUUUCCCCCCUUGCUCACCCCUCCUUUCCCCCUUGCUCACCCCUCCUUUCCCCCUUGCUCACCCCUCCUUUCCCCCCUUGCUCACCCCUCCUUUCCCCCCUUGCUCACCCCUCCUUUCCCCCCUUGCUCACCCCUCCUUUCCCCCCUUGCUCACCCCUCCUUUCCCCCCUUGCUCACCCCUCCUUUCCCCCCUUGCUCACCCCUCCUUUCCCCCCUAGCUCACCCCUCCUUUCCCCCCUUGCUCACCCCUCCUUUCCCCCCUUGCUCACCCCUCCUUUCCCCCCUAGCUCACCCCUCCUUUCCCCCCUUGCUCACCCCUCCUUUCCCCCCUUGCUCACCCCUCCUUUCCCCCCUAGCUCACCCCUCCUUUCCCCCCUUGCUCACCCCUCCUUUCCCCCCUUGCUCACCCCUCCUUUCCCCCCUUGCUCACCCCUCCUUUCCCCCCUUGCUCACCCCUCCUUUCCCCCCUUGCUCACCCCUCCUUUCCCCCCCUGCUUCCCCUACUUUCCCCCCCUGCUUCCCCCCAUGCUAGCCCCCUGUUCCCUCUCUGCUAGCCCCUCUCUCCUCACUUGCUCCCUUCCUCUCUACCGCCCUUCCCCCCUUCCUCUCUGUCCCGCCUUUCCUCCCUUGCCUCCCCUCAUUUACUUUACCCCCUUUCUUCCCCUCCUUUUCCCCCCUGCUUCCCCCUCAUUUCCCCCCCUGCUUCCCCUCACUCUCCCCCCUGCUGUCCAUUAUGCUUCCCCCUUGCUUACUCUACCUUUCCUCGUGCUCACCAUCCUCCCCCCUACUCACCCCUCCUUCCUCUCCAGUUUACCCUCUGUUUCUCCUCUCCUUUCUGGUUUUUGGGCCUUGACAGCACAACAGAAAUGA